CGUGUUGACAUGGGGCCAUAGUAUAUGUACUAACCAUACAUUAACGUGUUACUCAGUACAAAUACAAACCUCCCCUCUCUAUAAAUAUCAUAUCCGUAUCACAGAUACCACGUAUAUCUAUCUGACACCAAUACCAGACCGCUGUGAGGUAAAAUAUAGCCAUUGCUGCAGGCCAAUGGAGGAUGGCGAUCUAACAGACCGAGACUGAUUGAAGAAAACGUAAACACCAGCUAAGAACUUUCAUACAGUGCUUAAAUGAUGCUGUUCAGGAAAUGGUGAAAGAUUAUCUAAACCAAAAUCACUAAAAUGGAACAGGAAAAAGAGAAAGUAAUCAACAAUGCAGACGAUUCUGGGGUAUCAGGGAUGUCGUCUUCCGGUUCCGGUUCCGGUUCCGACUCACUACCUGAAGCGGAAAUGCUUGCGCCAGAUGGAGGCUGGGGCUGGGUGGUCUGUUUCGGAAGUUUCAUUACUAACUUUGUACUUGAUGGGACUAUGUUUUCUUUUGGAGUGCUGCUGAUUGAUCUGUUAGAGUUUUUCGGCGAAACAAAAUCAAAGACUUCCUGGGUCGGGUCGGCUCUUGUAGGAAUGAGUAUGAUGAUGGGACCGCUCGUGAGCCUGCUGUUACGGAAACUAUCGAUCAGAGCCGUGACGAUUAUGGGAGCUUUCGUCGCCUCAAUUGGUUUCAUCAUUUCCAUUUUCUCCCCAAACAUCGAACUUCUAAUAAUCACCUACGGCGUCAUAGGUGGUAUCGGUUUUUGUAUGAUGUUUUUUCCUGCCAUUAUUGUUGUUGGACUUUACUUCGAUAGGAAGCGCGCCCUGGCGACAGGAAUCGCAACUAGCGGUUCCGGUUUGGGAACGUUUGCCUACGCUUAUCUGACAGACGCCCUACUUUCCACAUAUGGAUGGAGAGGUACCGUUCUCAUUUUGGCGGGAAUUUUAUUACACGUGCUUGUUUGUGGGAUGAUAUUUCGGCCUUUGUUACCAAGAAACAGAGUAAAUUCUCCCAGGAAAGACUACUGUAAAUAUAAAACGCCAUCUAGGGAGUUAUCAGAUUACCCAGAUGUCAUUGAAAACAUCUUGGACCGGAAGUGUAGGUUGAGUAGUGAUUAUAUCGGUAAGGACGGACCAGAAACGAAAGAAUACACUAUAUGCAGCGUACCAUUAGGCUUAGAUAAACUUGAUACGUUAGUUCUUAGCAGGAAUUCUGACAUCAUCAUUCCAACCGACGAAAAUCUCCAACGAAAAUCACGUCAAUUUACAAGCGCAAUUGACUUAACACGGCGACACGGUGACGUCACGCCACCUAUGACGUCAGCUCAAAUAAUAAACCUACGACUGCUGAAACCGAUGAAAAGAAAAGAUGUAUUCUAUAGUGGAAGUAUUCAACAUAUACCGGAAGUUCAAUCUGCGCGAGAUUUUAAAUCUGCAAUGGUGACGCUGACCAAAGACGACGAUGAAACUAGGUCACUGCGACCUUGUUUCGGAAUCGACAAAAAUGAUGUUUUCUGCUUGGAACUGCUGAAGGAUCCCACAUUCCUACUGUUAAUGAUUUGUAUGACAACGUGGACGGCUCAAAUUGUCUCCCUUACCUACCUCCCGGAUAUGGCUUUUUCGAAAGGACUUCCCAGAAGCCAAUGCGCCUUUUUGAUUUCCAUUGUUGGUAUCACUAACAUCAUCGGGAGACUUGUUUCCGGUUUUAUCACUGACUGUCUCCACGUGAAAAGUAUCCACAUUUACGCAUGCGCACUAUUCGUGGCGGCAGUUGUCAACUUCCUGUUGCCUUUCUGCAAUAGUUUCUACCUCUUUGCGAUAUGCGCUGGGCUAUUUGGCUUCUGUAUGGCGUCCUCCGUCUCUCUCCGGACAAUCGUUCUGGCUGACCAUCUGGGGAUCGACAAACUGACCCGGUCAUUUGGACUGAUCGCUUUGUUCCAGGGAAUCGGUUUCAUCAUCAAUCCACCAUUAGCAGGCUUCCUGUUCGACCAGACACAAUCUUACGUCUACCCAUUUGCCUUGACUGGUUGUAUGUACCUAGUAUCCGGAGGGGCUUGCGUGCCUUUACUGCGCAAGCGCAAUACGACUUCUCGAAAUAUUGAUAUCCACGUGACAGCGCCGGAAUCCUCCAACGAAUCUGUGAUAGACUGAAACGACUACACGUGAACCGUUUUAAUUCUAAGGGGAGAUAAUUCACCGACACCGUCCAUGGCAUAAUAGUAUAAUAUUACACAAAUCACAACCACAGUCCACGUAGAAUCUGAUCACAUUCCCAUUGGUUCACGCUUGUCACGUGCUAUAUGAAUAAAUUCUGUGUCCUUUCAAUAAGAGUGAACAUCUAUGAGUUUAUUCAUCAAUGAAUACAUGACGUCGUUAUUGUAGUGUCCGGUCUAUAAGACUUUAAUAACAAGUUUGAUACUUUGAAGACAAAAGUUGAAUUUUUAAUUUUAACCGAUAAUCAGUAUUCCUUUGUUAUCACGUGGUCAUUGAUACCCUCUCGAGGACAUAUGUUUGUUAUGACUACACUUUGUUCGAACACUUCAGUUAUGAACAAUAAACUAUUUAGUUAACAGAACAUCUUUGUUAAAUUAUUUGUGUAUUGUGAAUGCAAUUUCAACAAGUAUUCACACAAUAGCUGAAUCAAUAAACAAGACGAAGCGAUACU
Molecule: messenger RNA, 2656 nt
Organism: Mizuhopecten yessoensis (Yesso scallop)
Lineage: Eukaryota; Metazoa; Mollusca; Bivalvia; Pectinida; Pectinidae
Product: monocarboxylate transporter 9-like
Exons: 7
Coding region: 307-2142 (611 amino acids)
Biological process (GO): transmembrane transport; monocarboxylic acid transport
Molecular function (GO): monocarboxylic acid transmembrane transporter activity
Source: RefSeq, a predicted model, not a curated record